AUGGCACAAACUCCCCAAAUCCGAUCCAUAUACCGCCGCCUCCUCCGCGAACUCCCCUCCACCCCCCAAACAACACGCACCCAACACCAAAAGCUCUCUUCGCCUUCAAAACUCCAACAACGCAUACGCUCCACACUCUCCCGAUCACCCACCAACAGCAGCACACAAUCUCAACUUCAACAAGCGGAGCAAUUCAUACAAUACGUGCAGGCGCAACGCACACAUUCGACGUUGCUGGAGCGGUAUAACCCGGGUAUGGGUAUGACGGAAGAGGAGAGGGUACGAUUGAGUGCGAGGAGGGUAGGUAUGAAUUUGCCCGUCGAGUUUGAGGAGGAGAAGUGA
Molecule: messenger RNA, 342 nt
Organism: Alternaria atra
Lineage: Eukaryota; Fungi; Ascomycota; Dothideomycetes; Pleosporales; Pleosporaceae
Exons: 1
Coding region: 1-342 (113 amino acids)
Biological process (GO): mitochondrial proton-transporting ATP synthase complex assembly
Cellular component (GO): mitochondrial matrix
Source: RefSeq, a predicted model, not a curated record